AUGUAAGAGCCCGGAAGUCGUGAGUCAACGGCCCGUUCUAGCGCUCUCUUGCAUCCUCCAGGGCCCGGGCAUUGAUCCGCGAAAUAACAGCGCCUUGGGUUCAGAGCCGGAGCCUAGCCGAGAAAAGUGGGAGUGAGCGAAUGAAGUCGGAAGUGCCAACAGCAAGGAAACUGUCCUCGCCUUCCACAAGAUGUACAGAACCAAGGUGGGCUUGAAGGACCGCCAGCAGCUGUACAAGCUGAUCAUUAGUCAGCUGCUGUACGAUGGCUACAUCAGCAUCGCCAACGGCCUCAUCAAUGAGAUUAAGCCUCAGUCGGUGUGCGCACCCUCAGAGCAGCUCCUGCACCUCAUCAAGCUGGGAAUGGAAAAUGAUGACUCUGCAGUUCAGUAUGCCAUUGGUCGGUCAGAUACAGUUGCCCCGGGCACAGGGAUUGACCUGGAAUUUGACGCUGAUGUCCAGACCAUGUCCCCAGAGGCUUCUGAGUAUGAAACAUGCUAUGUCACCUCCCAUAAAGGCCCGUGCCGUGUGGCCACCUACAGCAGAGAUGGACAGUUAAUAGCUACAGGCUCUGCUGAUGCGUCCAUAAAAAUACUUGAUACAGAAAGAAUGCUGGCCAAGAGCGCCAUGCCCAUCGAGGUCAUGAUGAAUGAGACCGCACAGCAGAACAUGGAAAACCAUCCAGUGAUCCGAACUCUUUAUGACCACGUGGAUGAAGUCACCUGUCUCGCUUUCCACCCAACCGAACAGAUCCUGGCCUCGGGCUCAAGGGAUUAUACUCUUAAACUGUUUGAUUAUUCCAAGCCGUCUGCAAAAAGAGCCUUCAAGUACAUCCAGGAAGCUGAAAUGUUGCGCUCCAUCUCUUUCCAUCCUUCUGGAGACUUUAUACUCGUCGGAACUCAGCACCCUACACUUCGCCUUUAUGACAUCAACACCUUUCAGUGUUUUGUCUCUUGCAAUCCUCAAGACCAGCACACCGAUGCCAUCUGUUCCGUGAACUAUAAUCCUAGCGCUAACAUGUACGUCACUGGCAGCAAAGACGGCUGCAUCAAGUUGUGGGAUGGUGUUUCAAAUCGCUGCAUCACAACCUUUGAGAAAGCCCAUGAUGGUGCUGAAGUCUGUUCUGCCAUCUUUUCCAAGAAUUCUAAAUACAUUCUGUCAAGUGGGAAAGACUCUGUGGCUAAACUGUGGGAAAUCUCAACAGGACGCACGCUGGUCAGAUACACAGGCGCUGGCUUGAGCGGGAGGCAGGUGCACAGGACACAGGCCGUGUUCAACCACACGGAGGACUACAUCCUGCUGCCCGACGAAAGGACCAUCAGCCUGUGCUGCUGGGACUCCAGGACGGCCGAGCGCAGGAACCUGCUCUCCCUGGGCCACAACAACAUCGUGCGCUGCAUCGUGCACUCGCCCACCAACCCCGGCUUCAUGACCUGCAGUGACGACUUCCGGGCGCGGUUCUGGUACCGGAGGUCCACCACUGACUGAGCCACCUCAGCAAUGGCAUUCGUCUCCAGGACUCUGCCCUCCUCCCCGUGUCUGGCCGCCAGCCUCCGUAGUACAUGGCCAGCCCUGCUGCAUCGUCUCCAUCCUCGGAUUUGCAGAGUUUGCUGGGAAGAGUGGGAGCCACGUCUGUGCGGUCACUGCUCGUGGAUCGUCAGUGCCGUGCGGGGACUUUAACCAGCUCUGUAAGCACAGGACUUGCUGUGUCCUCACUCUCGGUCCUUGGAGACGGACAACAUUAAAGUGCUUUCUAGGUCUUGGACUCUUGUCACCGGCGCUGCAUUUGGCUCUUCUGUCACCUCACACCUGUCUUUCUGCCUGCCUGUCCCUCCUCUCCAGGUGCGUUUUGAUGGGUGUGUAGGCAUCGGAGGACCUGCAGUUUUGUGCCAUAUUGAGCCAGUUCUGGGAACCUGUGCUCUCCUGAGAUAACAUCAUUCUGGUAAUAAAGCUCAGCUCUGCAUCUUUACUAUAUUUUCCACUUCAAUAAAACUCCAUCUUGUCAUUCUUGCCUCCCACA
Molecule: messenger RNA, 2018 nt
Organism: Jaculus jaculus (lesser Egyptian jerboa)
Lineage: Eukaryota; Metazoa; Chordata; Mammalia; Rodentia; Dipodidae
Gene: Cstf1
Product: cleavage stimulation factor subunit 1
Exons: 6
Coding region: 191-1486 (431 amino acids)
Biological process (GO): mRNA 3'-end processing
Cellular component (GO): mRNA cleavage stimulating factor complex
Molecular function (GO): RNA binding; protein binding
Source: RefSeq, a predicted model, not a curated record